UUCUGUUUCUGGUCUUAGUUCAGAUGGUAGGGAGGGAAAUCUGCAGGCUGGCACCUCCCCCUUUGGUCAUGUGAUCACUGCUAGAUUUUCAAAAUCAAACUCUCUUGCCCUGUCUCCUGUCAGCAGAGAUAGGCAGGAGAAGGAGAGGAAGGAUGAUGGCUGUUUCUCCUCUGCCUGGCAGUCAGAGUAUUAAAAAACCACCCAGCUGAGGGAACAAUGAGUAAAGGAAUGUAGGGAUUUUGUGGAUGCAUGUCUGUGAGUGAUUGUGUGGUGAGGGAGAAGGGGUGGCUCCUUGCAUUGGAGCUGCAGGUUCCUUGAGGGUGCCCCUCUCAACUUACAAAAGGGGACCUAACCUUGGGGUAUCCUCUCCCUCCCCCAGUGCAGCUGUUCUGAUCCAGUUUGCCCCUUCCUGGUAGCUGCUCUUUAAUUAAAACAGAGGGGAGCCUACUGACAGACCUCUUGUGUUAUGCCAUGUCAUGAUCAGCUCUCAGUGGCAAUUGUGGGGACCAAACUUACCUCUGUCUGCCUAGGUAGUUAAGUUUCUUGAUUCACAUUACAGUGUCAGUGACAUUGAAACAGUGGGAUGCUUCCCUCCCCCAUUCUGGAGAGCCCCAGUGUUUAUUUUUGGGGGCUUAAUGCCAGCCAGGUGAAGUAAGCUACUUUUGUGAUUUAAUAAGUGGGGUGCUGGGGUUAAGCUAUAGUAAAAUCGCAGCAGGGGCUUGUGGAUCUAUGGCUAGGGUCUCAUUGGCCUCUCUCUUUUGUUGCAAAUGGACCACAAUGUAGAACAACAGUAGGGAAAGUUUGGUUCAAGGGCCAACAUAUGCCCCAGAAUCCCCAUUUUGGAGCCCCUGAAAUCCCCCAGGUGUCCUUUGAAGUACCCCGGUCCCUCCAUACUUAAUGAAACGGCUGAAUUUUCAUUCAAAAACACCCACCACCACUACCAGUUGCACAGCCAUGCUUCCUCAUUACACUCCUAAAUCCCAGAAAAUAUGUAAAAGUUGCUGCUUUUAGGCUGAACCCAGAACUGGAAUUGAUGUGUGUCACUUUCAGUUGUACUGGGAGUGAUAAUUAGGCCGGGGAGCAGAAGGGGUGGAUGGACCCUCCCUCCCUUUGCAGUUAUCCACCCCUGAUGCAGAAUUUUUGGGGUCCUUUUUAGACAAAGUCAAAGGUAAGUACUAAAGAAAUAGACCUUUUCAGGUGUAAGUGUAAUUCUAUAAAGCCUACUUCUUCCUAGAGCUUCCUUGACUGACAUUUCUGUUUGAGAAGGAGAUUUAGCUGCUUGAAUGAAUCUUUUUCCCCCAGUGCCUCCACUUUCACUUUGUUCGGUCUCAUAAAUGAAUACUUCCUCAAUCCAUUGCUGUGCUUUUCCACAAAACAAAUAUACUGAGAAUUGUACAGUUAAGAGUUUCUUCUGUAACAAUGAAAACUUGGACUUGAUACUGAAUACUUGUUGGGCUAGGGAGUUCACAGAUUAACAAAACAUGUUGCUUCAGGCAAAGCAUGGUCUUAGCAUAUGAUGAAAGCUUUGAUUUGAGGGGUAAGUGUGUAUGUACUUGUUAAUUCUAUUAUGUGCUGCCUUUAAACAAGUGUUUGCUAUGAUUUUGUAAAAGCUAUUAUUGAAGAUAAUCUAUGUGAUGCUUUUACUGUGAACCUGAUAUUAUUGUUGUGAAUAAUAUAAUUUAGUUGAAUAAUUUGGCCAAAUCAUUGGUCUUGCUUGCCCACUGAAAACUUGAUUGUCACUCAUUAUAAAACAAAACAGUUCUGUUCCUGGAGAGCAAAUGACGUGGAAAAUGAAUGUUGUUCUGGUGAGCAUAUUUUAGCAGAACUCAAAAGCACUGUUCAUAGUCUUUCUCACUGUGCAUGUCUUUUCCUUGUUUUCCUUUCCUUCAGUUUAAAACAAUACACAAAUGAAGAUUCUUGGAGUUAUGUGUGUAUAUGCUUAAGUGACUCAUCAGAUAUUUGUGAGCCUUAGGUUCUGUAUUCUUCUUGUGACAUUAUCUGGUCUUUCUGCUCUCUUGCCAACAUAUUCACAACUGAAUUCUGACUUUGUUUAGUACUGUAUAGUAUAGCAGAUAAAUUGUAAAGAGGGACAUGAGGUAUACACAGAAGAGCUUGAAAAAGUGCAUAUUGCCAACCUGGAUAUAUAAUAUCAGUGCUAUACAUACAUUAAAUGGGGUAUACUGUACCACUGUGCAGAAAAGUAUUGGGAUCCUCUGGAUCAUAUGGCACAGGAAACAAAGCUUUUGAUUUUUCCAAUCUAAAUAACAACAGCCAUGUGGAGAUACUACUUUAUAUCGGUGUUAUUCAUCUUGCUUUGCAUUUAAUAUCAGCUAGCGUGGGCAGUUUGAUCAGUUUGGUGACUGCCUGGGAGAAAUGAGAAAUUAUACUGGGUCUCUUAAAGUACAACAAAGCAUAAGCACUUAUUAAAUAUGAAAAGGCAAACAAUAGGUAUUUUAAAAUAGUAAAAGGGCAGCUUUAAAGGUAGAUUCCAAAUAAUUUACUUCACUGAACAUUGUAGUCUCACUUUUUAUGUUUCCAAAUUGUUAUCCCCCCCCCCCCCCCCGGACACUUGGUAGAUUUGGGAAAGUGGCCAGUUGACUUUGUGAUUUGCCAAGUGGACACACAUUGUAUGUAGCCACAGUCAAGUUUUGGUGGAUACUUAGCAGACUAGGAAAAUAUUGACUCUUAUCUGAAUUCAGAUAGCAAGUGUACCUCAUUCUAUCAUAUACUGGUUGUCUGUCUUUUCAUAAAAUGUUCCAGGUACCUUACAAUAGUAUAACAGACACACACACACACAUAUGUAUAUAGACAUAUUUUUAAAAACUUUGUUAAUGCCAUUUAACAAAGACAAGUAGAUAUUUGAAAGACCAUGCUAAAUCAGCACACACUCACACACACCUUUGUGAAGCCAUAUUUUCUGUAUGUUAAAAGCCCAGUAAUGUGGUAUGUAGGCAGACUUCUUUAGCAAAGCUUGGAGUUAUUUGGCUUGGCACUGAUAUGGCAGCAUUUAAUUGCUAAAGAAAAUUAAUUUGUUCAUAUUAAGGGAAAUUUAUCAAAUUAAUUUAUUUAAUUAGUCCUUUAAAUUAAGAAUAUUAAAUCAUUAAUGUGGCUUAAAAAUGAGCCCUAAUUCCCCAAUUACCUCAGUGAAGAAAAAUAUUUUUAGAAACAGUUAUAAUUUUUUUAACAAAUAUCAGUAAAGAAUUAGUUUUUUUUUAUUUCCAAGCUUGGGGAAGGUGUCACAUAAUUUUGGUUCUGCAUUUGAGAAGGCUCUGUCAAGUCUUCCUAUCUACUGUAGUCUAUAAACAGACUGUAGGAAAGUCAGCAGAAUCUUAAUUGUUAAAUAAAUGAAUAUGUUUGGAACUCCUCCCCUUCUUGCCCAUAAAUGCAAUCUUGACUGCUGUAUUUUAAAUCAAUUAAAGCACUUGAACACUUUUCUAAGCAGUCUCAAAGUACUUUGUAACAAACAACUCUUAGUGUAACUACAGCGUGAAUGACUGUGACAUAAUCUGAUUUUUCCACAAACGGAUGCAUUUGGUAAGUGUGCAGGAGCUGCUGAAAGACACUCCUAGUCACUGCCAGUAUUUGGGCAUCCAGGAGCAGUGUACUUGAAUAAGCUCUGUUUCUUUUUCUUAAGUGAUAGUGCCUUCAAAGUAAGAGUUCAGUCAUAUAUCCCCCCUCCUCUACCUCAUCUUUAUUGAUACCUUGCCUUUCCCCCCAAAAACUGGCACUCAAGGCACCUAAUUUAAUUGUUAAUGUUUUGUUUAAAUGCUCAGUAAGUACAGUUUGCAACUCAUUAAGGCACAUGCUUACUCAUAACGUCAAGUUUCUUUGUAGCCAAUUGUUUUUAGAUAAAUCCUGCUCCAGGAAUGUCCAUUGCUCUCCAUGAUGAGUGUGCUGACCUCCGCUGGUGACCAUGCCAAAUCUUGAGUUUCCUCUCGGCGUUGGAGAUCAUCCCCAUAGUUAUGUGGUGCUUUGGAGGCCCUGCAGAAACAAUUAUGCACCCCAGCCAUUCCCAGGAAAAGCCGAGGACUGCUUGAUGGUGCUGAAAGUGCCUUGCUAUUACAGCAGCAAGCUAACAAAUCUUACAUUUUCCUUUUUGGACACAAAGAGAGAAGCUGUUGGGGUGGAGGGUCAUUUAUUUCUAUCCUCCUAGAGCAGUUGUCUGAAAAGCAGUAUCAUACUGUGUUUGGCUACCUACGCAAUGAAACAUCUGCCCCCUACUCCCCUCCCUGAAUCCCUCUGUGCCACCUGAGAACUGGCUCUAGAAGGUGUGUCUUCCUUCUGAAGCAGCUUUUGAUGGAGUUGGGUAGACCUGUGGGGAUACAGACCUGAGAGUGUAUUCCCCUCUCCUGGUACUACAGGUAAAAGGAGAUAAUUUGUUAUGUGUAAGCAUAUGAUAUGUGUCCUCUUGGUUUAAGGUUUGAUAGGGUGAGUAUAGAACUGUUACUGAUGUUAUCUUAAUGUUCAGCAAACAGUGAUGUUAAAAUGAAUGGCAAAAGCCAUCACAGUUUACCACAUAGUGAUGCUGGUUAAACUUCCUAGCAGUAACUAAGGAUGACUGUUUCCCUCCAAUGUGAGUUAAAUUGGCUCUGUUCCAUUAGAAUUCCAGUGGCAUUCUAAGAACUAGGAUCUUGCUCUGUGGGAGACACUUACUCAUUGGCAUUAUACUUCAUAGGGAAGACAAAAGAAUAGGUUAUUUUUCUAAAAAAUAUUUUUCCGAUCUAAACAUACAAUGAUUAUAUUUCAAUCCAAAAAAACCCUCAUCAGUUUGAAUAUUGUGAUGUGCUGUGAUUGAUGACAGUUAGCCAGUGAUUACUUACCUACCUUUAUUUCACUUUUGUUUUGUUUAGCUUUACUGAAUAGAUUUUUCAUUGACUUCAUUUGAAAUAAUUUGACAGCAAAACAGUGGGAGAUCAAUUAGGGUGAGUCAUGUCUUCAUGUUCUGAGCUUGUAGAUUCCAAGGCUGAGCUUACUGCUUUGCUGGAGCAGUGGGAGAAAGAACAUGGCAGCGGACAAGACAUGGUUCCUAUACUUACUCGAAUGUCAGAAUUAAUUGAGAAGGAGACAGAAGAAUACCGCAAACGAGAUCCUGAUCCAUUUGAUGAUAGGCAUCCUGGUCGGGCGGAUCCAAAAUGUAUGCUUGGGCAUUUGCUGAGGAUACUCUUCAAGAAUGAUGAUUUCAUGAAUGCACUGGUGAAUGCUUAUGUGAUGACAAGCAGAGAACCUCCCUUGAAUACCACUGCUUGCCGACUCCUUUUGGACAUCAUGCCUGGGCUAGAAACUGCUGUUGUCUUUCAGGAGAAGGAAGGCAUAGUUGAGAAUCUCUUCAAGUGGGCACGAGAAGCUGAUCAGCCUCUGAGAACAUAUGCAACUGGGUUACUGGGAGGUGCCAUGGAGAACCAAGACAUUGCCGCCAACUACAGGGAUGAGAAUUCUCAAUUGGUGGCAUUCGUCCUUCAACGUUUGCGAGAGCUGCAAGUCCACGAAAUGAAUGCUAAACAUGAAAAUAAGCGGCCCAGUCCUCGAAAAGUGCCCUCAGACCCUCUGUUGCCUCUAGAUGAAGAGGCUGUGGACAUGGAUUAUGGAGACAUUGCUGCAGAUGGCGAGCAGGAGGAAGUUCCCAGAGACAUGGAAAUCUCAUUUAAUAUUGAUUCAAAUCACAAGAAUAGUAGUCGGGUGAACUCUGCCACGAAAAAACCAGGAAAGCAACAUGAAAGAGAGAAUUUCCGGAAAGCAAAACAAAAACUUGGGUUCUCAUCAGAGCCUGACAAGAUGUUUGUUGAACUGUCUAAUAGCAGCUGGUCUGAGAUGUCUCCUUGGGUCAUUGGCACAAACUAUAAUUUAUACCCUUUGACUCCUGCAAUAGAACAGAGACUAAUUCUGCAGUACUUGACUCCCUUAGGGGAGUAUCAAGAGCUGUUGCCCAUCUUCAUGCAACUUGGGUCGAGGGAGCUGAUGAUGUUCUAUAUUGAUUUGAAACGGACCAAUGAUGUAUUGCUCACAUUUGAAGCCCUAAAGUAUUUGGCAUCAUUGUUGCUCCACAACAAAUUUGCAACAGAGUUUGUAGCUCAUGGAGGAGUACAGAAGCUACUAGAGAUACCUCGUCCUUCCAUGGCAGCUACAGGUGUCUCUAUGUGCUUAUACUAUUUGUCUUACAAUCAGGAUGCUAUGGAAAGGGUGUGUAUGCAUCCUCAUGCAUUAUCAGAUGUUGUAAAUUACACCUUGUGGUUGAUGGAGUGCUCUCAUGCCUCGGGCUGCUGCCAUGCUACCAUGUUCUUCUCUAUUUGUUUCUCGUUCCGGGCAGUCUUAGAGCUCUUUGAUAGACAUGAUGGUUUGCGGCGUCUUGUUAACUUGAUCAGCACUCUAGAUAUCCUAAACUUGCAAACCCAAGGUGCUCUACUAAGUGAUGAUGAGAUCUUUGCUAGCCGUCAGACUGGGAAACACACUUGCAUGGCCAUGCGUAGGUAUUUUGAGGCACAUCUUGCCAUCAAAGUGGAACAAGUGAAGCAGUCACUCCAGCGCACAGAAGGUGGAAUUCUGGUCCAUCCGCAGCCUCCGUAUAAGGCUUGUUCCUACACACAUGAACAAAUUGUAGAGAUGAUGGAAUUUCUAAUAGAAUAUGGACCUGGACAGCUCUAUUGGGAUCCAGCAGAGGUCUUUCUCAAACUGUCUUGUGUGCAGCUUAUGCUCCAGCUUAUUUCAAUAGCAUGCAACUGGAAGACCUACUAUGCUAGGAAUGAUACAGUGCGUUAUGCUCUGGAUGUUUUGGCCAUCCUUACUGUGGUUCCCAAAAUCCAAUUACAGCUAGCAGAGGCAGUAGACACAGUGGAUGAGGGAGGAACUUCUAUUUCCAUUGUGGGUAUUAGCAUCAUUCUGGGACUUGCUGAAGGCGAAUUUUUUAUUCAUGAUGCAGAGAUCCAGAAGUCAGCACUGCAGAUCAUCAUUAAUUGUGUAUGUGGCCCAGAUAAUCGCAUCUCGAGCAUUGGGAAAUUCAUCUCUGGCACCCCUCGUCGGGCACUGCCCCAAGCACCCAGGAGCAGUGAGCACACUUUGGCCAAAAUGUGGAAUGUGGUGCAAUCCAAUAAUGGCAUCAAAGUCCUGCUGUCUUUGUUGUCUGUAAAAAUGCCCAUUACAGAUGCAGACCAGAUCCGAGCACUGGCCUGCAAGGCCUUGGUUGGGUUGUCCCGGAGUAGCACAGUCCGGCAGAUCAUCAGCAAAUUGCCCCUAUUCAGUAGCUGCCAGAUCCAACAGCUGAUGAAGGAGCCUGUGCUUCAGGAUAAGCGCAGCGAGCAUGUGAAAUUCUGCAAGUAUGCGGCUGAGCUGAUUGAGCGUGUUUCAGGAAAACCCUUGUUGAUUGGGACAGAUGUCUCCCUGGCUCGACUGCAGAAAGCAGAUGUGGUGGCUCAGUCAAGGAUCUCAUUCCCUGAGAAGGAGCUACUCCUUUUGAUCAGGAACCAUCUCAUCUCUAAAGGGCUUGGAGAAACAGCUACCAUCCUUACCAAAGAGGCGGAUUUACCCAUGACAGCAGCUUCUCACUCCUCUGCCUUCACCCCAGUUCCUGCCGCUGCCUCUCCUGUGUCUCUGCCUCGUACCCCUCGUAUAGCAAAUGGCAUUUCAGCCCGGUUGACUAACCAUCCUUCUGUGGGUCCUGUUCCUGCCUCUGUCCAUGCCCAGCCAAGGCAGACUGCUUGCCAAAGCUCACUUGCACUUCCGGGCCCAUCUCAUGCCACCAACGCGCCUGUGAUUGGCAGGAUUAGCUUCGUCCGAGAGCGGCCAUCUCCUUGCAAUGGCAGGAAAAUCCGAGUCCUCCGGCAAAAGUCAGACCAUGGCGCCUACAGCCAGAGCCCAGCCAUCAAAAAACAGCUGGACAGGCAUCUCCCUUCCCCUCCCACACUGGACAGCAUAAUCACAGAGUACCUUAGGGAGCAGCAUGCCCGCUGCAAGAACCCCGUGGCCACUUGCCCCCCAUUUUCUCUUUUUACACCUCACCAGUGUCCUGAGCCCAAACAGAGGCGCCAAGCGCCAACUAACUUUACCUCACGGCUCACCCGCAGGGCAGCCUUUCCAAAGUAUGGCGGGGUGGAUGGUGGAUGCUUUGAUAGACAUCUAAUAUUCGGCAGAUUCCGUCCAAUUUCUGUGUUCCGGGAAGCAAAUGAAGAUGAAAGUGGUUUCACAUGUUGUGCUUUCUCUGCUCGGGAGCGAUUCCUGAUGCUGGGCACCUGCACGGGGCACCUGAAACUGUACAAUGUCUUUAGUGGGCAAGAGGAGGCUAGCUAUAAGUGCCAUAACUCAGCCAUCACACACCUUGAGCCAUCCAGGGAUGGCUCUUUAUUGCUGACGUCUGCUUCAUGGAGUCAGCCUCUUUCUGCACUGUGGGGAAUGAAGACAGUCUUUGAAACCAAGCAUUCAUUCACGGAUGACCACUAUGUGGAAUUCAGCAAGCAUUCUCAGGACAGGGUCAUUGGCACAAAGGGGGAUAUUGCUCAUAUCUAUGAUAUUCAGACUGGCAACAAGCUGUUGACUCUGUUUAAUCCAGAUCUUGCAAACAACUACAAGAAGAAUUGUGCCACCUUUAACCCCACAGAUGACCUUGUCUUAAAUGAUGGUGUCCUUUGGGAUGUCCGCUCUGCACAGGCUAUACAUAAAUUUGAUAAAUUCAAUAUGACCAUUAGUGGUGUUUUUCAUCCAAAUGGGCUGGAAGUCAUAGUCAACACAGAGAUUUGGGACCUGCGGACUUUCCAUUUGCUACACACAGUGCCAGCCUUGGAUCAGUGUCGUGUUGUCUUCAACCACACUGGAACAGUCAUGUAUGGAGCUAUGUUACAGGCUGAUGAUGAAGAUGACUUGCUGGAAGAGAGGAUGCGAAGCCCCUUUGGGUCAUCAUUCAGGACAUUCAACGCAACAGAUUACAAACCAAUUGCAACCAUUGAUGUAAAAAGAAACAUUUUUGACUUGUGUACAGACACAAAGGAUUGUUACUUGGCAGUUAUUGAGAACCAAGGAAGCAUGGAUGCCAUGAACAUGGACACUGUUUGCAGGCUGUAUGAAGUGGGCAGGCAGCGUUUGGCAGAAGAUGAAGAAGAUGAGGAAGAAGACCAGAAGCCUAUGGAGGAGGAGGAACAGGAAGAAGAUGAUGAUGAGGAUGAAGAUGAUACAGAUGACCUUGAUGAACUGGAUACCGAUCAGCUGCUGGAAGCUGAUCUAGAGGAAGAGGAAAACAAUGACAAUGCAGGAGAGGAUGGAGAAAAUGAUUUCUCACCUUCAGAUGAUGAGGAACUGGCGAACUUGCUAGAAGAGGGGGACGAAGGGGAGGAUGAAGAUUCUGAUGCAGAUGAGGAAGUUGAGCUCAUCCUUGGUGACACUGACAGCUCAGAUAAUUUGGAUUUGGAAGAUGACAUAAUGUUGUCUCUGAAUGAAUGAAGAGUGGCCAUCCUACAGGAUGUUGGCAGCAGGAAAGCUCCCGUCUCAGAAGCCAGGAGACCAAAUCAGGAGGCGAUACUUUACACCCUCUCAGAUUGUAAUUCUUGGGCGAACAUCUAAAGAACUCCAGCCCUUCUGAUCUUGCAGCGGACAGAUACUGUACAUGCGGCUGGCAUGACCAGAGCCUCCCUACAGAGACCAGGGGCUUGGCCUUUAAUUUCUUUUAUUCUUUUGGUUUUUAGGAUGAGGCAAGACUCUCCUCUCCAGGGAGACUUCUGAAGAUAUUUCACAGUAUAUUUUCUUUGUAUAAAGUUCUUUCCUAAAGAACAGAAAUAGUUUUAUAUGAAAUAAAAAAGGAUUAAAAAAACAGGCAGAUGUUAUAAAGAAGGUACAAAUUUGUAUCCUAAUAUUUAGUCACCAUGAUAAAUUUCUGGGGGAGAAAAAGAAGUUAAAAAAUAACAAAAAGGGCAUUUUUAUUGAAAAGAGAAGGGUGGGAGAAAGUGAAUCAUGGAUUGCAAAAACUGUUGAUGAGUGAUUUUUAUUUUGCAUAUAAUUUUUUAAUAGAGGUGUUGCUACCUGCUGUGAAAUGUUCAUUUUUUGGUCAGAUGCCUUUUGUCCUGUCAAGAGCCCCAUGAGACUUCUGGCUGUGAUGCCACAGUGAAAGGCUGGAGGUCCUGUUCAGAACCUGCCAUUGCUGGAGAUGUAGGACUCAUCUAUAAGUUCCCCUUCAUGCCAUCCCAUCCUUGUGAUUGAAAUUUUUAAAUCUCCCCCCUUUCCCUUCUGCCCUUUGUGUGAAAACUGCAAAUUGAAGGCCUUUUUCUUUAAUGUAAAUUGUAUUUAUUAAAAAAAUAAAUAAAAUAAAAUUCAUUUGCUGCCUUUGUUGGAU
Sceloporus undulatus (fence lizard) is the source of this 10306-nucleotide messenger RNA. It is a transcript of the gene DCAF1, whose product is annotated as DDB1 and CUL4 associated factor 1. The record is from RefSeq and is a predicted model, not a curated record. Bases 4930 to 9420 code for a protein of 1496 amino acids. The transcript is spliced from 26 exons. Lineage: Eukaryota; Metazoa; Chordata; Lepidosauria; Squamata; Phrynosomatidae. Gene Ontology annotation, biological process: protein ubiquitination. Gene Ontology annotation, cellular component: nucleus; Cul4-RING E3 ubiquitin ligase complex. Gene Ontology annotation, molecular function: histone H2AT120 kinase activity; nuclear estrogen receptor binding.